AUGUAUAAAAAUUAUAUUAAUAUUUUUAUUUUAUUUUUCUUUAUUCAAUUUAUAUAUAGUCAAAAUAUUUCAUAUUUAAUAAGAAAUAAAAGAUCAAUAGCAAUUAAAAAAAAUCCUUUAUAUAGUAAUCCUAUUAGAUAUUAUAUAUCAAAUGAAAUUAAAAAUAAAGAUAUUAUUAAAAAAUCAUUAACUUACCUUCAACAUUAUACAUGUUUAAAAUUUAAUGAAAUAGAAAAUAAGAUUGACAUUAAUGGGAUAAAUUUUAUGCAAUCAAAUCAAAAUAGUAUUGAUUUUACAUAUUAUGAUAAAAAUAUUUCUUUUGUUAAUUUGACAAUACAAUGUAUAGAAGAUUUAGGUUGUUUAAAACAUUUUUUAGCUGGAGCACUUGGAUUACAACCAGAUUCUUCUCGUGCUGAUAGAAAUAAAUUUAUAAAAAUAAUGGAAGAAAAUCUUGAUAAUUUAUAUACUAAAUAUUAUAAUGCUGAAAAUGGUUAUUCUACAAAAAUUUUUAAUACUGGUUUUGAUUAUGGUUCAAUUAUGCUUCAAAAUACUACAUAUGGGUCUAAAAAUGGUCAACCAGUAUUUAACUCUAAAUUAUCACCAUAUUAUGAUUACAUGAUUGGUCAAAGAAAUGAUUAUAGUCAUAAUGAUCUUAAAUUAAUUAAUUCUUUUUAUUGUCCUAAUUUUUGUAUUACAAAAAUUGAACCAUGUUUUAAUGGGGGUUAUCCACAUCCUUAUUGUCAAGCAUGUGUAUGUCCUGAAGGUUUUGAGGGUAGACAUUGUAAUAUUAUUGCACGUUCUCAAGGUCCCUGUGGUGAAACUUCUUUAAAAGCAUCAAAAGAUAAAAAAAUAUUAAAUAUAAAAGGACAAGGUAAAUGUAUCUUCUCAAUUUCUUCUAAAAAAGGAACUACAAUUGAUAUAACAGUAGAUUAUGUAAAAACAAAUAAUAAAAUUCGAUGCUCACAAUAUAUGGGUCUUGAAAUUAAACAUCGUUAUGAUAAAGGUGCAAUGGGACUUUGUCUUUGUGGUGAGUAUAGAAAUAUAACAAUUCCUAAAACAAAACAAAAUGUUGUGAUUAUUUAUAAUGGAAAGGAAAGUGAUCAUGAAUUUAAAAUUUCUUAUAAGAUGAUUAAAUAG
This is a messenger RNA of Strongyloides ratti, 1137 nucleotides long. RefSeq names its product Astacin-like metalloendopeptidase. The record is from RefSeq and is a predicted model, not a curated record. The transcript is spliced from 2 exons. Gene Ontology annotation, biological process: proteolysis. Gene Ontology annotation, molecular function: zinc ion binding; metalloendopeptidase activity. NCBI's taxonomy places the organism in Eukaryota, Metazoa, Nematoda, Chromadorea, Rhabditida, Strongyloididae. The coding region runs from base 1 to 1137 and encodes 378 amino acids.